Molecule: messenger RNA, 1531 nt
Organism: Nelumbo nucifera (sacred lotus)
Lineage: Eukaryota; Viridiplantae; Streptophyta; Magnoliopsida; Proteales; Nelumbonaceae
Product: triose phosphate/phosphate translocator, non-green plastid, chloroplastic-like
Biological process (GO): transmembrane transport
Cellular component (GO): membrane
Molecular function (GO): transmembrane transporter activity
Source: RefSeq, a predicted model, not a curated record
CAAAACCUCUCACUCUCCUUUUCGACAAAACAAUAGAAAAAAACUCUCAAAAAUCUGCAUCUCUUAGGUUGCUUUUGUCCUUCUCACCUCCCGAAGAAAAUGCAGAGCAGUGUAAUCGCUCUCCCUCCUUCUACUCCAUUUCUCAAAGCUAGAAAACCUUUGAAUCAAAACCCUAUCAUUAGAUUCACUACUCUUGUGCUCUCUUCUUCUUCUCCCAGAUCACUCGAUCUCACCUCUGGUCAUGGAGCUUCUUCCUGCUCUAGAUCUUCGCAGCUCUAUUCUUCGUCGCGUUUCAGCAGCUGGAUUUCUACUCCAUCUCUCGUUUCCGAUCGACCUAAGAACGAUAUUAGCGUUAAGGCAGCCUCGGUUUCUGAGAGCGCUGACGAGAGCGCGAAAUCCAACAGUAUCCAGACUUUAGUUCUCGGAACUCUGUUCGGCCUAUGGUACCUUUUCAAUAUCUACUUCAACAUCUACAACAAACAGGUUCUCAAGGUCUUUCCUUUCCCGGUAACCAUCACAACGUUCCAAUUUGCUGUGGGAACUGUUCUUGUCAUUUUUAUGUGGACAUUUAAUCUCUACAAAAGGCCUAAGAUUAGUGGUUCACAGCUCUUAGGAAUUCUUCCGCUGGCUAUAGUGCACACUUUCGGAAACCUUUUCACUAAUAUGAGUCUUGGGAAAGUUGCUGUCUCAUUCACCCACACAAUCAAAGCAAUGGAACCUUUUUUCUCAGUUAUACUUUCAGCCUUGUUUCUUGGAGAGAUACCCACUCUAUUGGUGGUGUCGUCUCUUUUACCAAUUGUUGGUGGAGUAGCACUGGCAUCACUUACUGAGGCCUCUUUUAAUUGGGCUGGAUUUUGGAGUGCAAUGGCUUCUAACCUGAGUAACCAAUCUCGUAAUGUUCUCAGUAAAAAGUUCAUGGUUAAGAAAGAGGAAUCUCUGGACAAUAUAACUCUCUUCUCAAUAAUAACAAUUAUGUCAUUUAUCCUGUUAGCCCCUGUUACUCUUUUCAUGGAAGGUGUCAAGUUUACUCCAUCAUACCUGCAGUCUGCAGGCUUGAAUGUUAGAGAAGUUUGUGUGAGAUCUUUACUGGCUGGGCUCUGUUUCCAUGCAUACCAACAGGUUUCAUACAUGAUAUUACAGAGGGUAUCCCCUGUUACCCACUCAGUGGGCAAUUGCGUGAAGCGGGUGGUAGUCAUUGUGACCUCAGUUCUCUUCUUCCGGACGCCUGUCUCUCCCAUCAAUUCUCUUGGAACUGGGGUGGCUCUUGCUGGAGUCUUCCUGUAUUCAAGAGUGAAGCGGAUAAAAUCAAAGCCAAAGACGGCUUGAUGCUGUUUUUCCUGUGGAAAAAAUGUGUCUAACUUAGUUGGGUACGCAAUCGAUCUAUGUAUGAACAUUUUUUUUGGUGGAAAUCAAUGCAUGAACAUUUUUUUUGGGAUGAUUCUAUUCUUUCGCCGCUCCAUUCGUGUAAUUUUUCCCGCGGUGAACAUGCCAAGUGUACCGUUGAAUGUGGAACCGUCUGCCUCAUUUUUUA